GGUGCUGGUGACCAGCGUAGCGAGAUUGAGGUGAUGCGUGGAAAGGCGGCAAAUGAAUCGAGAAAUCUGGAGCAGCGUAAGGCCGCCAUUGACGCGGAGCUGGCAGAAAUUGAGCCCAUGGUACGUGAAGCUCGUGCCGCCGUUGGCUCGAUCCGUUCAGAGUCGCUUUCCGAGAUCCGAGCACUGCGUGCACCGCCCGACGUCAUUCGUGACAUCCUCGAGGGCGUACUGCUGUUGAUGGGCAUUCGUGACGUCUCUUGGGUCAGCAUGCGAGGAUUUCUCGCCAAGCGUGGAGUUCAAGAGGAAAUAAGAAAUUUCGACGCUCGAAGAAUUGCGCCAGAACUGCGUGCAAGUGUUGAACAACUGUUGGUCAAGCAUGCAGAAUCAUUCGAUCCCAAAGUGGCUCGGCGUGCCUUUGUGGCCGCGGCCCCGUUGGCGACUUGGGUGCGCGCCAACGUGCGCUAUGCCAGUGUUCUGGAGCGCAUUGCGCCACUCGAGCGUGAACAAGAGGGCCUUGGUCGUUCACUGGCUCAGGCAGAAUCGGCCGUCGAUCGUCUGGCUCGUGGGCUGACCGACGUCGACUCGAGAAUCGCAGAGUUGCGCGCCACCUUCGAACGACACACAGCCGAGGCGGCCAGACUUCGUCUGCAGUUGGACAAAGCACACGACACUCUCAGAUCGGCCGAAGCCCUUAUCGGCCAGUUAAACGAUGAACAGGCCAGAUGGCAGAAACAGGUGAAUUGUCUUAACAGAAAUCUGACCAACAGGUUCUGCGUGUUGAACCCUCCCUUUCAAAAGGGUAUCCUCAUCCUUGGAACUCGCGUCAGCCCUGUGCCCCAGAUACACUCGUCGCGGUGUGACAUGGUGCUGCGACAACUCAGUGGCCGUUUGUCAAAUCUACCGGUGCUCUCUUUGAUCGCAGCCGCAUUUAUCACCUACCUUUCCGCCAGCCCCGAAGACAUGAGAGCCAGUCAGUUGGUCACUUGGUCUAAACAGCUUGCGGAGCUCGGCUUGGACGUGGCCCAGUUGGACGCUGAUCUCAGCCUCGACUCCACACCUCCAGCCACCCUCACUGUGGAGAGUCAAGAAGCGGCGAAUGCAGACUCAAGCAGGGUUGGGUUCGAUCUUUGUGCCUUUUUGAGCACAGAGCAAGAGCAGUUGAGGCGUCGUAAUCAAGGCCUGCCCUCCGAUCAACUGUCCAACGAGAAUGCACUUAUCAUUCUCCAUGUGGGUUAUGGGCUUAAUGAUAUCUGGAGUCCAAGCCCCUUUUUAUCUAUGACUGCUCCAGUAAUCCUAUCUAAUGUUGGUUUGACCUCGUUUUCGCAACUUGAUCGCAGCGACAGGGAGACCUUGUGGAACAUAUCUAAUCCAGCGUCCUCUGUCAUAGUAACUACCCUCUGCCCCUUGCUUGUGGAUCCCUCUUCUCGUGCUAUAAAGUGGCUACAACGCCAUCUGAAGGGCUCCCGACUCGAGGUGAUCAAUCAGCAGGUAGCUCUUGACCGUCAACCUUUAACAGCUCACCCAGAUACUCCUAGUGUCUGCCAUUCAGCCCUCUUAAUCUUCGCAUUAGUUUGCCAUUCGACCUUGUUGACACGAUAA
Protopolystoma xenopodis is the source of this 1599-nucleotide messenger RNA. Lineage: Eukaryota; Metazoa; Platyhelminthes; Monogenea; Polystomatidea; Polystomatidae. The record is from the annotation of a GenBank genome assembly.